Oryzias melastigma (Indian medaka) is the source of this 2925-nucleotide messenger RNA. It is a transcript of the gene maneal, whose product is annotated as glycoprotein endo-alpha-1,2-mannosidase-like protein. Gene Ontology annotation, cellular component: Golgi apparatus. Gene Ontology annotation, molecular function: alpha-mannosidase activity. NCBI's taxonomy places the organism in Eukaryota, Metazoa, Chordata, Actinopteri, Beloniformes, Adrianichthyidae. The record is from RefSeq and is a predicted model, not a curated record.
CUGAAGCCCAGCGACGGCUUCUCGGACUUGGCCCCCGGCCUGGACUCCAUCGGGGAGAGGUCUGACAGGAGGCGGCAGGAGGCGGCGGGGGACGUGGGGGUGUCGCCGGGACACUUCCAGGCGGGCGGCAGUGACACCAAGGUGGUUUUCAGCAGAUCCGACCGCGACUACAGCAUUUUCUACGACGUCCACAUCUUCUACUACCUGUGGUACGGCUCCCCCAGCGUGGACAACAAGUACAUCCACUGGGACCACGUGCUGGUCCCGCACUGGGACCCGAAGAUCGCAGCCAGCCACGCUCAAGGAAAGCACACCCCCCCGGAGGACGUCGCCUCCAGCUUUUACCCUGAACUGGGGCCCUACAGCUCCAGGGACCCGAAGGUGCUGGAGUCCCACAUGUCCCAGAUAGAAGCGGCUGCAGCAGGCGUGGUGGUCUUGUCAUGGUAUCCUCCCGGCGUAGCAGACGACCACGGGGAGCCCACCGAGGACCUGGUCCCUGCUGUCAUGGACGCCGCCCACAGACACAGCAUCAAGGUGGCCUUUCACAUUCAGCCGUACAAAGGAAGGACGGACCAGAGCAUGCAUGAAAACAUCCGAUACAUCAUCGACAGGUAUGGAAAACACGCCGCCUUUUACAGAUUCAGGACCAACACAGGGGAAGUCCUGCCGCUCUUCUACAUCUACGACUCCUACCUGACCCCGUCGGAGUCCUGGGCGGAGCUUCUCACAGCUAAAGGCUCCAGGAGCAUCAGGGGCACGCCAUACGACGGGAUUUUCCUCGCCCUGAUUGUGGAGGAGCGCCACAAGUACGACAUCCUGGCCAGCGGCUUCAACGGCGUCUACACCUACUUUGCCUCCAACGGCUUCUCGUUUGGCUCCUCCCACCAGAACUGGAAGGCCAUCAAGGCCUUCUGCGACGUGAACAACCUACUGUUCAUCCCCAGCGUCGGGCCGGGCUACAUCGACACCGCCGUGCGUCCGUGGAACAACCACAACACCCGAAACCGGGUCAACGGGCGUUACUAUGAGACGUCCUUGCAGGCAGCCCUGUCCAUCAGGCCGGAGAUCGUCACCAUCACUUCCUUCAACCAGUGGCACGAAGGCACGCAGAUAGAGCGGGCCGUGCCCAAGAAAACAGUCACGCGUUUGUAUCUGGACUACCAGCCCAACCAGCCAGACCACUUCCUGCAGCUCACCCGGCAGUGGGCCGAGACCUUCAACAAGGAGAAGGACAAGUGGCUGAUGUGAGCCUCAGUCUGUGAACACUCAGGCCUUCUUUCCAAUAGAUCCAAAUCUACUUUCCUGCUGCCAGUCGUCGUUUCCUGAAUACAUUUUGAUGGUUAUAAGAAGUAUCUGACCUCUGGGUUCGUCCAGGUUCUAACUUUCCCUUGAUGAUGACACUCUAUGGAGAACUAUUCCUUUUAGUAUUUUGCUGUUGUAAAAUGGUCUCCACACAUGUAAAUAUGUUUCACUAGACAAAUCAAGUAAAAAUGUUUAGCACACUUACAAAAAAGACAUUUUUUCAUGUCCUCAUAACAACAUAUAAACGUGCACAAGUGUGUUUUUAAGUGCUCACUCAUAGAUCUACACAAACUCAAUCUUUUGACUUUUAAAGGAAAUAUUUCAACUAAACUCGUCAAUUAUGUAGCAGAUUUCUCCAGCUAGCAGCUAGUCGGUGUACGCCUCCCACUAGAUUACAAAAUGUUACUCUAAUGGAUGUAAAUGAGUUUUUUUUUCCCUUUGAUUGUUUUUAAUAGUGGGAUUAGUUUUUACGUUAUGGGAAAACACUGCCAUGAACUGAAUCAUAAAUCAAGUGAUGGAUGUGAAUUGUUAAACGCUGGACGCCCUUCCUGACAAAACUCUCUGUUAUCCAGGCUGGGGACCGGCACAGGGAAACCCAGACUCUGACCCAAGCUUUCUAUACGUUGUUCUUUUCAGUUUUUGUCAAAAACGAUCACAUCUCUUUAUGGUAUUCCAGAUUAAUUUAGUUAUUAAUCAUGUCCUCUCCACCUGUACUUGCAGAGAAACAACAAAAUGAGGAGAAAUUCUUAAACCUUUGGCCACCAGAGCAAAUAUAACACAUUUUAACUGUUUUUUAUGUUCUAUUAUUCUGUUUGUGAUCAUAAUAAUCACACCAUGUUUCUACUAUCUUUGUUUCAAAUAACAUUUUAGAUUUGGAAGAGUUUUUUUAUUCCCUAAGUUUAAAUCUCUUUUAGUAAAGAUGAUCAAAACAAAGGAAUUAAACUGUAAAAUGAUGAUAAAAGGGGACAUAUCUUUCAUUCACCUUCAGCCAAUCCCUGUAUGUUUUCCAGCCUUUAUUUUGACAUUCAUUUGUUUAAAAUUUGUGUCUAGCUCCAAUUUUUAUUCAUCUUUUUUUUGUAUAAAGUGAAAUACAUUUUGAUUGAAUCCAGGUAAAGUCAUCAAUUUUCUAUACUGAAAUUUUCUCUAAUAUUUUCUCUAAUUUUCACUAAUAUUUCAUGUAAACAAACUGAUCAGAUUCAAUAUUUAUGUCACAGAAUUUUUUUUUUAUUCUAAAAUUACAAAAAGUUAAAUUUAAUGUCAUUUUCUAAAACCUCACAUUAUUAAUUAACUGUUUUCUUUGCAUACAUCAGUAACACAUCAGGUGUGACUAUAGACAUGAACAUGUCAAAAGUUUCCUUUUACCUUAAGUUUCUUAACAUCAAACAUGUUUGCAAGUGUGCAAAACAUUUUUACAACUAUUAAUCUUUGAGACAAAAGAACUUUGAUCCAUUGUUUGCUCUUGUAUUCAUUUCUAUUUUUUAUUGAUUUCCUUUUGCAGACUCAAAACUUAUUUACAUGUGUGGACAUCACUUUAUAGCCCAAAAUACUCACUAAAAGAGAGUGAAACUCCAUGACUGUCCUACUGUCCUUUCCUAAAUGAAGAUUAAAGUGUGUCUGUUUACA